AUGCGACCGAAAGUGACAAAAACGAAAGAUUAUACUCGAAAAUGGGUUGAAUACACUAUUAACCAUCGUCCCAUAUCUGUGCAGCGUAUGCUAGCCAAUCCCAGUAUUCGAACAGUUUUGUCCCGAACUGGUUGUUCCAUUGAUGUACAGUCAAGUCGAGUGCCGUCCAGUCUAUCGACUAGGUCCACAAUGGAUGAGUUGGCUAUCAUUCGGGUUCAUGUACCGGACGAGAUCACAUUGGAUGUUUUGAACGAGGAAUUGGAGAAUGCGUUCCCCGCGUACAGAUAUCGUCAAAGUUAUCGCCAUCAGUUAUCACAACUUGUGGAUCAGACAAAACGUAUGAUGAACGAAUACACCAAAGAACUAACUCAAAUGGAUCAAUAUGCUGGCGAAGAAAUUUCCGUUCCAUGCAUUCCACAAAAAGGGGACGAUCAAAUCGGGCCAAUGAGUGAACAGAAAAUGUCACAUGAUUUGGAUUCCAGAUGCCCAUGUGAAAUUCGCACAAUGAAGUCGCCGGUUGUACCGAAAUUUCUUUCUGAAUGGAAUUGGCACAACGUCAGUCAACCGUUUGCUGUAUCGAAUGAUCCAAUUGUGACCUUGGUCACAGACUCAACUACCAAGAGCGUGAAUGUUUAUCAUGAAAUUGUUUACGAAAGUUCACCGCAAACAACCAUGCUUGAUGAGUCUGGAGUUCCGCGUUCCUUGGUGAGUCAAACAUAUUUGGAUUACAGAUGUGGUAAUGUGGAAAGUUCCGAUUCCAUAGCCAUUCCCGAUCCAGAGGUGCAGAACAUUCAAGAUGUUGGAACACCGGUUCAAACUCAAGCGUACCAAGUCAGACACUUUUAUCGAUCGACAAUUUUUAACGAGUAUCGAUGCCAAGAGCGUCAUGCAGACAGCAGAUAUUCGCCCUGUUCGGAUUGUCCAGAAGUGACUGUUGAAAUUAAUACCACAUUCAAUCAUGUACGGGCCUCGUGUGAUCGACUUGUGUUGGAACAGUUUGUGGACGACAAACCGUUGACUGUGACACCACAAUAUUUUGAUACGGUUGUACGCCAGUCCUAUUCGGAUGAAAGUUUCACCAAGACUGUUCAACCGAUCCGAUUCGAACUCCCUUCCCCGAGUAAUCGGGACCAGAUUGUGCCAGCUACAAAACCGAGUGCUGAGGAAACCGAAGUAUUAACGUCCACUCUGGGUCGAAGUAAUCUGUUCUGGGAACCGACUCUGGCCUUACCUCCGAUGGAACAGGCAUUCUCGGCAUCUGUGGCCAGAAAAACUGUGAUUGACCUUGAAGCGUCAAAAAGUAGUGCAGUUCCUAAUCGGGAAUCGUUAUACGCAAAUAGGCUUAGUGAGAUCACAGUUUGUCAAGGUCCAGAUGGUGCAAAUCGACGCAUAUUUCUCGAAGAUGAACUAUUAUGCGAAUCGUCUAUCGGUCAAAUAUCGAACACCCUGACUGUUGCUGAUGCAGCCAAUCAAACUACCGCUGAUGAUGUGAUGGUGACCAUGGAACAGGGCAGGCGAUCGAUAUGUCCAAGUGAUGAUCUUACCAGUCCACCGCUCUCACCAACCGCCUUGUCUCCGGUGCUUAGUGAUGUGGCAGAAGAACAUGAACAAAUUGUGAGAUAUAGUCCACCGCGGCAACCAAUCCUAAUCGACGAUGGUUUCGCGAGUGAAACACAAGUGAUUAGUGUUGUUAAACUAACCUCUAUGUUGGGACAGGAUGAUCUAGAUGAUGAACCGAAUGAAAUGUUGGAAAGUAUCGCUCGUGAAGAAGCGUACACAACCGAUGAGUACCACGGAAAUGUGUCCACAAAGUUGAUCGGACUACCCGGAAUUACAAAAGUGAAAGAGGUGGGUAUUCAGGUGGAUGAAGAUGAAGUGGGUACUAUUUGUACAGAGUUUCGCACGAGCGUCAAAUCAGGAGGAAUAACGGAAUCCGGUAAAAAACAGAAUAAAGGCAUACAUCGUUCGGGAGCGCUUCAAGACAUAUCAAAUAGAUCGGCUCAUAGGCGAACAACUGCGGCACCGGAUAAUACGAACACACAACUAGCCAAAAUACAUACCGGUACGGAAAAAAAGGACACCGAUGUAAAGAAUACGGGAAUUGUUGUAGCAUGUACUAAUACUACUACUACUACUGGGACGGGUACUGGUGCUGGUGGGCUUUUGCUACAAACGAGACAACUGACCAAAACAGGUAUGAAGGGUAAAAAGAUUUUUAUCAAACAAUCCACUUCUUUUGAACAAAAAAGACGAUCAUGGAUCAAACUCCCACCCGGUCAAAAAAUAGGAUCCUCAUCCAAGAAGAUACUAACCAAUCUGCCAGAAUUUGUGCACAAGCUAACAGGAUCGACCCGAGCUGUUCAUGGUCAACAUACAAAAAUGCCUGAGCAACCAAACCACGCGCCGGGACAAGUGAUAUCGCAGACCGAGAUUUCACACGAUCCAAAGCAUCAUGCUUUGCUCACUCGGAAAGGAGACACAGUCAGUUCAACUCAACAUCGUACUGUGCACGUAACCAUCUCGGAGGAAUGUGUGCCAGCUAAAAAUCUUGCAUCGGUUCCGUCCAACGGUCAUGUUUCAUUUGUCCCGGAAUCGAUACCAGAAAUUGAAACGAAGGAUACAAUUGCCGUAGAACGAUGCAGUUCUGUUCAGAGCCGUGAGUUAAAGAAGACUGACUCCGAUUCGUGCUGGGCUCCUGCUGGUCCGGUUAAGGCGGAUAUUGAUGAUGGCUCGGAGUGUACCCUGGAUACAUUGUUGCGAUCGAUUUCACUUCCGGAACAGUUACAUGAGAAAGAAAACAAAACACAUGCACCAGUUCUGUCAACACCAGUACACAGGGGUCUGGAAUCGGUUCAGACUAGUAUUUUGACUGAGUUAACUACUCAAAACGAUUCGGAAACAAAUGGUCCGGAAGCAGAUACGGGAAGGGAACAGCAACAUCUUCUGACUGUUCCAAUAAUUAUUGAACCAGCUGGUACGGAUUUGUCUGUAGAAAAUGUUGGAGGACAAGAUUUGGUCUCCACAAUGGUUCCACUAAGGAUGAAUUUCAAUGUAUCACCGGAUCUGGGUAGUCAACUGAUUGCAAUUGGACACGAAUUAGAAGCGGCCACAAUGGAAGAUCAGUCAUACACUACACUGGGAAAUUUUGAGUCUGGUUUGAAGGGUCCCGAACCCCAGCGCACCGAGGCAGAACCUUCCAGUGCAUUUAAUCGCCUAGUUGGGUCUGAAUCAAUUAUCGCAAACAGAGAAAAUCAAGAUGGCUUUAAUGACCUGGAUAAUCCGAUAGAAAAGAUAACAGACAAAAAACCAAAUACUUCUACUCUGCCAGCCUCGACUGCUUCACGAAUGUCACUACGUCUCAUUCGAGAUACAACCCUCAGUCCGAUCGAGUUACGCGUAAUCGGCCGGGACNNNNGGACAUUCACUCAGCCACACCGGAUCUACUGGGAACACCUGAUAUAA
Molecule: messenger RNA, 3462 nt
Organism: Echinostoma caproni
Lineage: Eukaryota; Metazoa; Platyhelminthes; Trematoda; Plagiorchiida; Echinostomatidae
Source: the annotation of a GenBank genome assembly